UGACACCCACCCAACAAGGUAUAAAUAGCCACCAGCGAGGACGAAGGCUGCACUCUGAUCUUCUGUAUCAAGCUGAGCAGCGGGCUUUGCUUUUGGGGCUGGAUUUCUGAUCACUUCAACCAUGAGCUGCAGCAUCAAGAGAACAUCUACCACCUCUUACAGGAGCGGUGGAGGUGGCGGCGGCUGCGGUGGCAGUAGCAGCAGGAGUUCCUCCGUCUCCUGCCGGCGAUACGCCUCCUCUGUGACAGGCGGUGGAAGCUAUGGGGGGGGAGCAUGCGGCAUUGCCUACGGAGGGGGCAUGAGCGCUGGCAGCCUUGCUGGUGGCUUUGGCGGAGGCUUGGGAGGAGGCUUUGGUGGAGGCCUAGGAGGAGGCUUUGGUGGUGGUUUUGCAGGAGGCUUUUGUGCUGGGGGGGACACCCUUCUGAGCGGCAAUGAGAAGGUCACCAUGCAGAACCUCAAUGAUCGCCUGGCUACUUACCUGGACAAGGUGCGAAGGCUGGAAGAAGAAAAUACUCAGCUGGAGCAGUACAUCCGGGAGUGGUACAGGAAACAAGCUCCCAGUGUUUCCAAGGACUACACCUCCUACUACCAGACCAUCGAACAACUCCAAAAUCAGAUCAUUUCUGCCACUGUGGACAAUAACAGACUGCUUCUGGACAUCGAUAACAGCAAGAUGACCGCUGAUGACUUCCGAAUGAAGUAUGAGAAUGAGCUGGUCAUCCGUCAGACUGUGGAGGCUGAUAUUAAUGGCUUGAGAAAUCUCCUGGAUGACCUGACUCUGGUUAGAUCUUCACUGGAAUCCGAGCUAGAGUCCUUGAAGGAUGAGCUGAUUGCUCUUAAGAGAAACCAUGAGGAGGAAAUGAGGCAGCUGCAGGCUCAAACUGGUGGUGACGUGAGCGUGGAGGUCAAUGCUGCCCCUGGCGAAGACUUGACAAAGAUACUGAACGACCUGAGAAACGAAUACGAGCAGAUCAUCGAGAAGAACCGCAGAGAGGUUGAGCAGUGGUAUGAAGUCAAGAUUGAAGAAGUCAAUCGGCAGGUCACUUCCAGCAGCCAGGACAUCCAGACCAGCAGCCACCAGCUCACCGAACUGAGACGCGAAACGCAGAACCUGGAGAUCGAACUGCAGGCGCAGAUCAGCACGAAAAACUCUCUGGAAAACUCCUUGGCAGAGACCGAAUCUCGCUAUGGCUGCCUGCUGCAACAAAUCCAAGGGCAGAUUAACUCUGUAGAGGAGGAGUUGGCCAGCAUCCGCUGCGAGAUGGAGAGUCAGAACCAGGAGUACAAGAUGCUCCUGGGCAUCAAGACCCGCCUGGAGCAGGAGAUUGCUCAGUACCGGGCACUGCUGCAGGAGGGACAGCAAGACAUUGUUGCCUCCCAAGCAGCUUUUCAAGGAGGUGGAAAAUCUACUCAAUCAUAUUCCUACUCUCAUUCCCAGUGUGGUGACAUGACAGGACAGUCAAGAGUGUGCUAG
This is a messenger RNA of Chroicocephalus ridibundus (black-headed gull), 1474 nucleotides long. Its product is annotated as keratin, type I cytoskeletal 16-like. Gene Ontology annotation, molecular function: structural molecule activity. Lineage: Eukaryota; Metazoa; Chordata; Aves; Charadriiformes; Laridae. Gene Ontology annotation, cellular component: keratin filament; cytoskeleton. The record is from RefSeq and is a predicted model, not a curated record. The transcript has 8 exons. Bases 122 to 1474 code for a protein of 450 amino acids. Gene Ontology annotation, biological process: intermediate filament organization; epithelial cell differentiation.